AAAAUUUAUCUUACUCGCUCUAGAAAGGAAAAAAAAAAAAACUCAGAUUUGCUUAGAGUAAAGAAACAUGAUCAACUACGAGAAUACAAGUUGCUCUAUCUUCUUGAAGUUGCUACCUUUUCUUCUGAUUCUUUAUUCAGCAGAUCUUGUUGCUUCCUGUGCAAGUCACUGUGGAGGUGUCGAGAUCCCAUACCCUUUUGGAAUCGGAAAAGGUUGUUACCUGGAGAAGUCUUACGAGAUCCAGUGUCGUAAUACCACUUCAGGAAGGCAGCAGGUCCCUUUCCUCUCUGCUAUUGGCAAAGAAGUUGUGGAGAUAUAUCUUCCGAUUGUAGAAAAUUCUGUUACUUAUGAAUCAAGUAAGGGAAUUCAUUCUCUAACAUUUGGUUUAGUUCGUGUGAAAACACCCAUAACAUCUGCAGGAUGUCUCGCUGGUGGAGAAGAGUCCAUAGAAUCAAUAAUGAACUUCACGGGUACCCCUUUUUUCAUUGAUGACUCAAACACUCUCAUAGGAGUUGGUUGCAAUGCCAAAGUGUCACUGACACAUAUAAAGCCGAACAUGGUGGGAUGCGAGUUGACUUGCAAUACCACCGAAGACCACCAGCCUAGCAGCAACAACAACAACAUCCCUUUUCUCGACAAAACAGGGUGCUCGAACAAGACACUGUCAUAUAGAUACCAGGAGGAAUGUACAGGAAACCGACCAGAAGAAACUGACUGUAAUGGUAACGGAUGUUGUGAGGUUAAUCUACUUAAAGACCCUCAACAAGCUAUUGGUAUCAGAAUUGAUGGAAACUCAACAACAAGACAAGAACAUUGUAGAGUCGCCUUCAUUACAGAUGAAGUCUACACUUUGUCUAAUGCGACAAAGCCACGAGAGUUAUUUAGUAAGGAAUAUGCUACGUUUUCUUUAAGCUGGGUAAUCCAGACAAAGAAUCAUUCUUUCCUAAGCUCCUUGCGCUGCAACAACACAACAGUUUACGGCCAAACUAGUUACUCUGUUGGACCCCAAAUGAAUUGUAUUUGCGACCAAAGCACCAUCUCUGAGAUUACUUAUGCACAUUGUGGUUGCAUUAGGGGUUUCAAAGGUAACGCAUAUGUCCCAGAUGGAUGUCAAGAUAUUAAUGAAUGCGAAGACAUACCUUGUGGAGAAAGAAACAUGUGUGUGAAUACUCAAGGAGGCUAUCAUUGCGUGGGAGACAAGAAAAACCAAUACUCAUAGGGGGUGGCGUAACCAUUGUGAUUAAGCUUUCCCAGUUUCUAGAGGGUGGUGAGGUUUAAGUUUCUUGCGCCGUUGUGAGAGGAAUAUGCGUAUUUGGGAGUUUUGGGGUUUGAUGGAGGGUUUUUCUUCACUUCGAAGAGGUAUAGACAAAUAGAGUAAAUGCUGUGGUUUUAUUUCUUUACUGAAUAAUACUUCUUUCCUUUUCAAAUCAAGAUUUACCGUGAUUUUGAGAUUUCUAGACUGAUUUUUUAUUAAAAUAAAAAUCAUUUGUCUUGAUUAGAUUGUGAGUUUUGAUUUAUUCAAAAAAAACAUGUAAUCUCCAGCCAGCUUCGGAUACACCUAUAUCUUCUUCAAUCUAAU
Messenger RNA from Eruca vesicaria subsp. sativa (arugula), 1579 nucleotides. Lineage: Eukaryota; Viridiplantae; Streptophyta; Magnoliopsida; Brassicales; Brassicaceae. The record is from the annotation of a GenBank genome assembly.